AUUCAGCUUCCCACUGUCCCUGUGCCUCAGUUUCCCCUGUGGCUGAGCCUCCUCCCUUUUCCCUGGGGGGUCUCCAGCUGGUGGAGGAGUUUUGGGAGAACUUCCAGCCCGGAUCCUCGCUGGCAGGAGCUCAUUCUCAGCCUGCUGCUCCCAUGGCAUCCCACAUCCCUGUCCCCUUCCCAGCCUGCUGGAGUGGGACAGAGGGGUCAGGGAUGCUGGCAGGGCUGGAAUCACGGCCAGGAGCAGCUUUUGGGGAGGCUGGAGCUCAGGGUGUGGAGAUCUAAACUCUCUCUUGAUGGGCUGGAGGUUGAUUUACACCAAGGAAUGGCUUCAUCCCGGGUGUCCAGUGGGGAGUGGGAUGCUGAGCAGCACCAUCCCUGUGGCAUCUGUUGCCAUGGCAAUCACCUGCUAAAAUAAAGGGGAAUUGGAGCUGGGUACCCAGAGCUGCUUUCCCAUUUGGUUCCCUGCCCUCUGAGAUUCCUGGGAGCUGGAUCCCUGCAGGGAUGUCCCUCCUGUGUGACCCUGGGCUGGGUGCCAGAGGGAUAAAUGGGGUGGCCUCGGGUGCCAGCUUGGGGUGGGGUUUGCAUCCUCCUUUCCUAGGGCAUGGAAUUCUCAGGGAUGCUCGGGAUCCAGCCUGCAGGGUGUGUCUCAAGCUCAGCCAGAGCUAUGAACCCCCACAAAACUGGGACCAGCACCUGCCACAUGUCCCCAGGGACAGCCCUGCCCUCCAGGACUGUGGCGGGGCUCGGUGGGGUCUGAUGCCAGCAGCUCCAGAGGGACGUGGAGAUCCCGUUUUAUACCCCGAGCCCUUCCCAAAGCUGAGCUCCGAACAUCUGCCGGCAAUUCCUCUCUCUCCCGGGAAGCUGCGCCGGAGCUGCCCUCGCCUCCCACGCCCGGAGGAAGCGGGUUGGGGUUUGGGGUGCGCUGGGAGCUCGGAAACCGCCGGUGGAAGGAGGGGAGGGAAGCGAUCCGAGGAGAGAAAGGCAGAGCAGCUGCCGGGGAGGAGGGCAGGCACCGACCCGGCUGCUCCCGAGGGAUUUAUUUGUCCCCUCCGGGGUGUCCCGUUGGGGACAAGCGUUUUCUAGGGGGGACAAGCACUCCCCCGGUUUCCCCAGUGAGCCCUGGCAGGUCCCAGCCCGGAUUCAUUUCAUGAUGUGGAUCAAAGCGUGAUGCACUUCGACAGCCCAGGCAGGAUCUGAUGUUCUCCAAAGCUGCUCUGCUGGUUUGAUUUAAUUGAAUUUGAUAUGAUUUGAUUUGAUUAGCUUCUAUCAGUUCUCCUCAACCUGUCCCAGUGGCUCCAGUAAAAGCCUGGCCGGAGGGCUCCGGGCAGGCAGGAGGCGGUGCUGGCAGCCUGCCCAUCCCCAUAAACUCCUGGAUCUGGCUCUGGCACCGCCCUGCCCGCCGGGAUCCGCUGCCAGGGGCCCGAGCAUCCCCUGCCCUCCCCGUGUCCCCGCGUCCCGCCGCGUUUCCCCGCUCACAUCCGUCCCCCGCCCGUCUGCCUUGGCCAGGGCAGAGUUUUUUUUCGCCCAGAAAAGCUGGAUUUGAACAUUUUCUGCUGUUCUCCCGGUUUCCUGUUGCCUUCCCAAGAACAACAUCCCUGACCUCAUCCUCCCCCGGUAUGUGCCGGGAUGCUGCCGGUGCGCCCGUCGGGAAUCUCACCCGGCCUUCCCUGGGUACCAAGACAAACACAGCUGCGGCAGUGACGGAGAAAAGGCUAUUUUGGGUAAAUCCUCUGCUCGUUUUUGUUGAGCUCAUGCCCUAGGCCAGUGUGGAGGGAGCUGCUGCUGUGCUCUGGGACACUGAGCUGUCACCUGUCCCCAGUCCCGACAGAGAGCAGAGAGCAGGGACAAACCACAGGCUGCAGGCCCCAAAUCCCUGGGGUUGCUCACACAGACCAUGGCUCUCCCCAACCUGUCUGAUUACCUGGACGGCCUCAACAACUACAGCGACUACCCCGACUACAGCUACGAGGAGACGGGCGGCGCGCGGGCAGAGCCGGCCCGCGACCCCAAGGACAUCACCAGGAUCCUGUCUGUCAUCAUCUACAGCGUCUCCUGCGUGCUGGGCAUCCUGGGCAACGGCCUGGUCAUCGCCAUCAUCACCCUCAAGAUGAAGAAAUCGGUCAACGCCGUCUGGUUCCUCAACCUGGCCGUGGCCGACUUCCUCUUCAACAUCUUCCUGCCCAUCAACAUCGCCUACACGGCCAUGAGCUACCACUGGAUCUUCGGGACGGCCAUGUGCAAGCUCAACUCCUUCCUGCUCAUCCUCAACAUGUACACCAGCGUGCUGCUGCUCACCACCAUCAGCUUCGACCGCUACGUGUCCGUGGUGUUCCCGGUGUGGUCGCAGAACCACCGCUCGCCCAGCCUGGCCUACGGGGUGUGCGCGCUCAUCUGGGGCCUGGGCGUCGUCAUGAGCUGCCCCUCGCUGGUCUUCCGGGACACGGCGCCGAGCCGCGGCUCCGUCAUCUGCUUCAGCAACUUCUCCCUCUCCAGGAACAGGUCCCACCACGGGCUGGCGCUGGCCAGGCACCGCACGGUGACCGUCACCAGGUUCCUGGCCGGCUACAUCCUGCCCAUCACCGUCAUCACCUUCUGCUACGUCGCCAUCGUCCUCAACCUGCGCCGCAACCGCCUGGCCAAGUCCAAGAAGCCCUUCAGGAUCAUCGUCACCAUCAUCGUCACCUUCUUCCUCUGCUGGAGCCCCUACCACCUGCUGAACCUGCUGGAGACGGUGCCCGACGCCGUGCCCUGGUCGGUGUUCGAGAUCUUCAUCCCGCUCACCACGGCCCUGGCGGCCUCCAACAGCUGCAUGAACCCCGUGCUCUACGUCUUCAUGGGCCAGGACUUCAAGAAGUUCAAGGUGACGCUCCUUUCCAGGCUGGUGAACGCCCUCAGCGAGGAGACAGGGCACUCCAGCAUCGUGCACAGGAGCUUCUCCAAGAUCUCCUCCAUGACUGAGAAAGAGACAACAGUGGUGUAAGCUCGGCCUGCAGGAGGGACAGAGUGACAGUGACACCUCUGUGGUGGCCCUGGUGGUCAAGCAUUGUCCAGCAGUGUCCUGCAGCCCAUUUUUGACUGGUGUUGCUGCAGGGGAUGGAGCUCCCUGAGGUAUGGAGAGGACACAAGCUUUGAUCUUGUGUGGGAUUGCAAAAAUCCUUGUGCCAAACUAAGAAAACAUUUUGGGGCGUUCCCAUCCAACCUCUGCAUUGCCUGGCCUGGGAAGGGCUUUCCAGGUGUUUCACCCUGGUGGGGUGCAGGAUAUCAGGAGGGCAUCUCCCCUGCCAUGGGUGACUCCUGCCAUGGCCAAAUUGGUGACACUCCUCUGUCCCAUGGCUCUGUGUGGCUCCUCAUGGUAAAUUCCUGAAGUAUUUUGGUACUGGAACAAGGCGUUUGUGACUUUUUUGGGAAGUGUCCUUAUGAGGGGCUGGAAUAUCCCACCUCAGAGAACUGGCAAGUCUCAAAUGCCUUCUAAGUGCUCCAAACCUAAAGUCACCUUCCAGUGUGAAGACUGGGCUCAUGCACAGGGCCACCAGCAUGGAAAACUGGGAGAAGAAAGAGGGAAAGGUCAACUUGAAAUGUUUUUUUAAGCCUCAUUUUGAUGGGCACAUUCCACACGGUACAUCCUGCAGAGAAGUGGAUGUUUGGGACCAGGAGCAGCUCCUGGGGAGGACCUGCUGUCUCCUCCUGCAUCCAGGGGGGCCUGGCUCUGCUGCCAGCUGCUCCCUGCUGGGACCAGUCAGUGCUAUGGGAUGGUUUUGUCUCUCCCACCUUGGGAAACUCUGGGAAUCUCGUGGGAUGCUCUGCUCCCACAAAUGAAUCUCUGCAGGGAAGGAUGGGCUGAGCCACCACCCUCAUCCAAUUUCACAGCCAGUUAAUUUUGGAGCUCCUUCACCCUGACCCCAGUGUCACCCUCAUUUAUGUGUCACUCCCAGGACUGAGAGGAAUCUCUGGGUUUGGGCAGGCCCCAGAGCCCUGGGGACAUCUCAGGAGGAGAUUUGUGCAAAGUUUUGACACCCUGGCAGUUGAGAGUCUGCUCCCAGGUGCCCACAAAAGCUGAGAUAUUUAUUUAUAGCUUUCCUUGGAAAUCAGAAAAUGGGAGAUAAAGUGGGGAGGCAGCUCCCAGGAGUUGUUUCCAGGCAGCAGAUUGUGCCAGGCACGGGUAGAAGUAAAACCCUGGUACCCAAGCAGCAGGAAUGUUGGGAUUAGAGCAGAUGCUGCAGUGGGAGCUGGAUUUCGGGAUUUCAGAUGGAUUAUCUGGAGUUUUCUCCAUCCCACCUUGAUCUGCAUCACCUCCUUGCUGUGAUGGGACACUCAGCACCUGGAUUGUGCCCAUGUCUCCUGGGGAUGCUUCCCUAGGGAGCACUGCCACAUCCCUGCAUCAUGGCCAAGCCCAGGGCUACUCCCAGCCCUGAUCCACAGGGAUUUUUCCCCCCAAACACACUUUGGAUCUGUACCCAUGGAAGCUGCAGUGCCUGAGGAGGCUGCAGGGCCUCUCUGCUGGUGGGAGGAGGCUCCUCUUGCUCAUUUUCCCCAGUAUUUAAUUAACAGUGCUGGAAGGCUGCCUGGAUCCUAUUAGGAGUGGGAUGGGACAGAUGGGAUGGAUGGGACAGAUGGACAGACAGGGACACACAGAACUUGGAGAAGAUCAGUGCAGGGAACAGUGGGAAUGGGAUGUACCCAGAGCCAGCAGCCUGUGGGGCUUUGGGGGGUUUGGGGAAGCCCUGGAUGUUGGGAACAGUGGGAUGAAGCCUCAAGGACUGGAUGCCAUCCCACUGCCCCUCAGGUUGGUGCUGGGAUGUUCCUGAUGGAUCCAGGAUGAUCCUCACUCAUUCUGGUGUCUGCUUUUUUCCAAGCCCAUCUGUUAUCACUCCAAACAGCUUUCACAAAGAAAAAAAAAAAAAAAAAAAAAGCAAA
Molecule: messenger RNA, 4916 nt
Organism: Oenanthe melanoleuca
Lineage: Eukaryota; Metazoa; Chordata; Aves; Passeriformes; Muscicapidae
Gene: CMKLR1
Product: chemerin chemokine-like receptor 1
Exons: 3
Coding region: 1897-2982 (361 amino acids)
Biological process (GO): regulation of calcium-mediated signaling; complement receptor mediated signaling pathway; inflammatory response
Cellular component (GO): plasma membrane
Molecular function (GO): complement receptor activity; G protein-coupled receptor activity
Source: RefSeq, a predicted model, not a curated record